Messenger RNA from Eimeria mitis, 819 nucleotides. RefSeq lists its product as uncharacterized. Lineage: Eukaryota; Apicomplexa; Conoidasida; Eucoccidiorida; Eimeriidae. The transcript is spliced from 3 exons. Bases 1 to 819 code for a protein of 272 amino acids. The record is from RefSeq and is a predicted model, not a curated record.
AUGGCUUCUGCAGCAGAGACGGGGGCCCCUGGCGGUGUACAUACACCCCGUGAGGGGCCCCCCCUGAGUGCAGCAGCAAAAGAAACAAAACAAAAGGAUACACAAACUAAGCAACAGCCAGCAGCAGAAGAAGCAAACACAACGCAUGCAGCAGCAGCAGCAGCAGGUGCAGCAGAUACUGCAGCAGCAAAUGCAACAGCAACAGAUGAAACAGCACCAGCAGCAGCAGCAGCAGCAGCAGCAGAUGCAGCAGCAGCACAUGCAGCAGCAGUAGAUGCAGCAGCAGCUGAAGACACAGUCAAGAGCCAUGCGGAGCCCAAACAUAACGAUGUGCAGCAGAUACUGCAGCAGCAAAUGCAACAGCAACAGAUGAAACAGCACCAGCAGCAGCAGGGUCGUUCUGUUUCCCCCCCGUCUGAGUUUCGUCGUCAGCACCGUCCCUCUUUGAAGCACAGCAACACGAGCAGCAACAGCAGCAGCAGCAGCAGCAGCAGCAGCAGCAGCAGCAGCAGCAGCAGCUCUCACCCUCAUCGUUCAGUUACAUUCAAAGACAAGGUGCUGGUGGCGGAGGUCCCCAUAGAGAAAGACAGCCCCACGCCCAUCCCCCUCACCGACCCCCUAGCAACCCCACCCCCAGUAACACACAGACACCAGCAGCAGCAGCAGCAGCAGCAGCAGCAGCAGCAGCUGCAGCAGCAGCAGCAGAAGCUGCAGCAGCAGGGAAGGCUGCAGAAGAUCCCUUCAGGAGAAAUGAGCAGCAACUUGCUGCAGCAGCAGCAGCAGCAGCAGCUGCUGCUGCUGCUGCCUCAUGGGGGCUGA